AUGGUUGCUCUUCUCUCUCUCUCUCUCUCUCUUUCUCUCUCUCUCUCUCUCUCAAGGAUCCACGCGAAGAGCUCUACGGGAUGGAGGAGGUGCAGGAUGUCGAGGGGAGCCUUCGUCGUCGCUUGCGCGUCGUCGACGUCUGGAGAGAGGGAGGGCUACAGGAGGAGGGACCUAAUGCUGUCCGGCCUGUCUUCUUCGGCUAUUAUCUUCUUUCCCCAUUCCGGUUAGAACAGGCUCCGGUGCUAAUGAUACUGUACGAUUUUAUUUUUUACAUUGAAGACAGUCCUUUCGGGCGUCGAUUUUGGCAGGGGAGAGAAAUUGCUUGAUUGAACGACGCAGAUGAGACGGGGCGUUUUUAUCGUUUACAUUGUUGCAGUCAAUUUAUUUACGCUGUCUCUUUGGAGAAUUUAGAGGAUAUACUUCAAAUUCUAGUUUGAUCAAAGGGUUACGCAUUAUUAUACAUCAAUUGUUGCUCCUGUCUGCUUAUGAUGCUUUAAUCUCUACUAAUCAAGUGCCAUUUACGGAAGACGAAUUGAUUUUAUAAAUAAUUUUAUGCAAUAUUUUCCUACUAAUGACGCCCAUUUGUAUUGGCAGUUAAUGAACACGUAAAUUUCAGUUGAACGUAUCAAGUUCUAAAUUGUGGAAGACCUUUAACUGCUCAUGUGUUUGUGCGAAUUUCUUGACUUAGUUUUUGCCAUCUCCGAAUCCUAUGCUUUCCUUUUUAAGCCUCUUUUGAUCGGGCUUCUUCUUAGUUUUCUUCUACUUCUAUGACUUAGACUUGAUAACCUUGCAUUUUUCCUGUUAUGGCUGUCUUAGAGAUUUCUGCUGCAACUGAUCUGGAUGGGGAUUUGAAGAGCGCUGUAUUUGUUGAUGAUAUAAACGCAUAUAGUUUUGCCUAUCCUGUGGAGCUAUCAGGGAAGAAUGUUGUCUUCAAAUGGUGAGAAACAUAAGUAAUCAUUUCGUUUUGUAGUUUAUUUUUUUAUGCGCUUGUCUUUUACAAGGUUAUUUAGUUCAUUGAGAAACUAAAAAUUUGUAUGUCAAUUAUAUCAUGCAAAUGGUUUAGGUGCAGACUAACUGCAAAAAUACUUCAAUGUACUCCUUUUAAUUUUCUCCUGAUUUCUGAGGUAGGUGAUCAGCCAACUACAAUGGCUGAAAUAGCCCUUUUUUCUAAGCUAACAUCAACACUGAAAUUUCUUACAAAUUUGAAGGGUGGAAUCCAGAAAACCGGAGAGAUACUCAUCUGCUGCCCCUCUAUCACGUAAGUUUCAGUAUAAAUCUUUCUUUAGCUUUCCUGAUGGUCGUCUCCUCUGGUAUCGCUUGUCAAGUAAAAUAUGAUUUGGUUAUGAAAUCGUCAAUGACUAGAUCUUGAAAGAAUGCUUUCAUACUUUAGGAUCUUGGUUUUUUUUAUUAUUAUUACCCAGAGAUUUUUCUUUUGAAUUUGGAGAACAAUGACUGUUUUGUCAGAGUGUGUGGUCUGGAAGAUCAACACAGAGAUUGACUGAUGGUUGCUUACUAUGCAGCCGAUGCUCGACAGCGCAUUGUGUCUGAGCGGGUUGACAUGAUAAAUAAUGUUGUCGUGUCUGUUUCAGUAAGUUGAACUGGCUAUUACGUUCUAUAUACAAUUUAAUUUUCAUCAUGAGGCUUCGUGUUGUCAAUAAACUUUCUCCUGCUGUAUCCUUUUAUUCUUUAAGAGAUUUCAUAUAUAUAUGAAGAUUCAGAUAGCCUCUAAAAACAUUUUUUAUUGCUCAAUGUUCUUGGUUCCACUGUGAGACGUCACCUUGGUAUUGUCAUCUGAUCCAUGUACUAUUCAACAUUCUUCGUGCAGAUAGGCCCCCCCAAUUCACGUUUCCUAACCUCACCUGAUAAGAGUUCUUGGGAGGCAAAAGAUGUUGUGGACUCCAUUCUAUCUGACAAGUCUACGUUGGUAUGUAACGUUUACGAUGUAAUGAAUAAUACAAUAUUUCAUUUUUCUUGUACUUUUAUUUUUCUUCCUCAUGCCCAUGGACAUUCAUCCGCACUUUCAUCUGCAUAUCUCAGUAGCCUUGUGACACCCCAUCGUAUGACCACCCUGUGACAGCCUUGUUUAGAUUCACUAGAAAUCAUGUGCUGCACGCUUUUGAUUCAAAACCAUGUAUCUUAUCUCGAGAGAAUUGUGUGCAGCGUGUAACAACUGGGCAGCGCCUGGCUGAGAGUUCUGUCCUUGACGUGCAUUUAAGCGAAGUAAGCUUUGAUAGUUAUUUGCAUUUUGAAGUAGACUGAAGGACGGGACUCGCCUAUUUUAUUCUUAUUUAAUUUCGUUUAAAUAUUUGUGAUGUUCGUAUUAUUUUCCACCUUAGGUUGAUGGUGAGAAAUACUGGUGCUAUGAGUAUCUUGUACGAAAAUCAGCUACAAAUCCUGUGAGUUUCCGUGCAGUCUUCUUUCUCUUAUUCCUUUGGAGUGAUGAUUGAUAUCGGCUGCUGCAUUUCAUCGUCGUCAUCAUUGUGACUAUUAUCAUUACUAGCAUUAGUAAAAUUGCAUUUCUUGGAAGCUUUUAUUCUUCAAACCUUCUUUUUUUUGUGACGAUUAGCCUCCAAUUUGUCAUUGUUCAGGCUCAGGCAGCAAAUCUUUACCGGCACUAUGUGGCUUCAACAGCCGAACGGGAUGGUAAGAUACUUAUUUCCUGCUGGAGUUACGAUAGUAUGUAUAUAUAUGGAAAUACAUUUCACAAACUUCAGACAGCCCAUUUGAGUAGUCGUAAUUAUUCUUUAAUGCAUAUCCUCAUGAACUGCUCUCUACUUUGUCAAGGGUACCUCUACUCUCUGAGCGCCUCAACCCUCAGCAAGCAGUGGGAAUCGGUGCGUCUCCUCCUCUGCCUGCUCAUUAUCCAUCGAACCAGAUUAUUCAGCCGUGUGAAAAUAUUCAUAGCCAGCAGGGAGAAUGGGCAGAUUUACUGAUACACAUUUGAUUAGUGUUGCUAAUCAAGCGCGUUUAUGUGGUUAUGAAGGCCUUUCUGUGGACUAAUUUGAUGAUUCACCACACGUUUGGGCAUGUGAAUCUGUUGAUGCAGAUGGGGCCCCUCCUGGAGAAGACGGUGGCUUCCUUCCGACUUCUUCCUCCUACGGACAGCUAUGUGCCUCCUUACAAAGAUCCCUGGAGAUUUUGGUGA
Molecule: messenger RNA, 3145 nt
Organism: Spirodela intermedia
Lineage: Eukaryota; Viridiplantae; Streptophyta; Magnoliopsida; Alismatales; Araceae
Source: the annotation of a GenBank genome assembly